AUGCGUGACUUCCUCUCCUUAACGGCCCUAGCAGCCGUCUUGGCUACGGCCUCUGCUGCUGCCAUUCCUUCAUCUUCCGCGGCAGAGGCAUCCAAGACCUCUGUCUCAAACUUAGCCAGCGGCACCUGCUCCGGCCCCACCAAAAGCAGCCCCUCAACCUACUGGCUCGCCUCGCAAGACCACAAAGGCUCAGCCCGCGGCUACGCCCCCAACGUCGACAACGCGAACUACCCUGUCUGGCGCAACGUGCAGACAGACUACAACGCGAACGGCGACGGAACGGGCGACCAGACAGCCAGUCUCCAGAAAGCGAUCAACGACGACGGCAGCGACGGCAGCCGCAAAAGUAACGGUGUCACGCGCUACCCGGCAGAGGUGUAUCUCCCCGGGGGUACGUACCAGCUGGGCAGUACGCUGGAACUGCGCGUGGGGACCGUCAUUACGGGUGAUCCGUUGGAUUUGCCGGUGUUGAAGGCUGCGGAGGGUUUCGAUGGGAGUGUCCUGGUGAAGGGAUAUGAUGAGGGGAAUGGGAACCCGGAGACGAGUUUCAUGACGCUCAUGCGGAAUGUCAAGUUGGAUUUGACGGCGCUAGGUGGAGAUGUUGAUAUCACGGCGCUGCAGUGGGGUGUUGCGCAGGGUGCGGGCUUGACGAAUGUGAAGAUUGAAAUGCCGGAGAACUCGAGUGGACAUACGGGUAUUGAUAUUAAGGCCGGGUCGACGAUUGCUGUGACCGAUGUGGAAAUCAUCGGCGGCGCUACCGGCAUCAGAAACUCCAACCAACAGGUAAACUUCAAGAAUAUCUCGUUCAAGGGCUGCACGACUGCCUUCGAGGCCGCGGGCGGCCACACAGCGCUACUGCAAGGGGUCACCUUUGACACUUGCGGCACUGGCGUCGACAUGACGGGCAACGGAUUGGGUAGUCUGGUGCUGCUGGACUCGGAAUCGAUCAACUCGGGCACGGUGGUCAAGUUCUACGACUCGUCCAACGACGGAGGCAAGCGCAACAGUCAGGUCCUGAUCCAGAACCUCUCGCACGAUAACGACAACGACAUUGCCGUCGACAGCAAUGGUAAGGUGCAGCUCAAGGCCACGAAGAAGGUCGACACCUGGGUCUGGGGCAAUGUCACCCCCGGCCAGUAUGAAACCGGCACCAGCUUCAGCACCUCCCGUCCUGAUGUGCUGCUGGACAACGGCAAGUUCUUCACCAAGAAGCAGCCCACCUACGCGGAGUAUGCAGCCGACCAGAUCGUCAACGUCAAGUCCGUCGACGGUCACACCGUCAAGGGCGACGGGUCCACGGAUGACACCGAGUCUCUGAACGCCAUCCUGGCCGACAAUGCGGCCAACUGCAAGAUCACGUAUUUCCCGUACGGAGUGUACAUUGUCAAGGAUACGUUGGUCAUCCCCACUGGAUCGCGCAUCAUGGGCGAAGCAUGGCCUGUGAUCGCUGGUGCCGGCAAGGCCUUCCAAGAUGCCCAGAACCCGAAGACCGUCGUGCAGCUUGGCCAGCCCGACGAUGUGGGCGUCAUCGAGAUCCAGAACAUGCGAUUCUCGGUCGCCGAGAUCCUUCCUGGAGCCAAGAUCCUCGAGAUUAACGCCGCCGGCAAUCAGCCCGGCGACGUCGGGCUCUGGAACACGAUCGUCACCGUCGGCGGCACGGCCGAGACCUCUGUCUCGAACGACUGCACGGACCAAGACACCUCGAACUGCAUGGCGGCGUUUAUGGUUCUGCACCUGACCAACAGCUCGUCCGCCUACCUCGAGAACUUCUGGGGCUGGACCGCAGACCACAACCUCGACGGCGGACCCACGACCAUCAUCUCGACAGGACGCGGCAUCCUCGUCGAAGCGACCAAGGGCACCUGGCUCACGGGCACCGGAUCGGAGCAUCACUGGCUGUACAACUACAAUUUCCACCAAGCGCAGAACGUCUACGCAGGGUUGCUGCAGACCGAGAGUCCCUACAUGCAAGGGAACGGGGCCGUCAAGCUCGCACCGGCGCCUUGGGCCGCCGAGUCUGCGUACGGCGACCCGGAUUUCUCCUGGUGCGACGAAGGGGACGGCGCGUGCCGCAGCGCGCUGGCCACGAACGUCGAUGGCGGGUCUGACAUCCUGCUCUACAACUCGGCGGCGUGGGCGUUCUUCAACGGCGAAUGGGACGGCAGCUACGGCGAGCAAUGUGACGGGGCGUGCCAGACCAAUAUGAUGCGGGUGACCGGGAAUCCGGCGAACCUGGUCUGGUAUUCAAUCAACACGCGCAAGACGGACGUGAUGGUGUUGGACGGACAGGAUAAUCCGAAGGAAGAGAAUCAUCCGGGCGGAUGGGAGGCGAUCAUCCAGGCAUACCGGCAAUUUGAGAAAAAGCAGUAA
Aspergillus melleus is the source of this 2370-nucleotide messenger RNA. RefSeq names its product glycoside hydrolase family 55 protein. Lineage: Eukaryota; Fungi; Ascomycota; Eurotiomycetes; Eurotiales; Aspergillaceae. The transcript has 3 exons. Bases 1 to 2370 code for a protein of 789 amino acids. Gene Ontology annotation, molecular function: polygalacturonase activity. The record is from RefSeq and is a predicted model, not a curated record.